This is a messenger RNA of Triticum urartu, 1105 nucleotides long. RefSeq names its product transcription factor MYB56-like. Gene Ontology annotation, cellular component: nucleus. Gene Ontology annotation, biological process: regulation of DNA-templated transcription. NCBI's taxonomy places the organism in Eukaryota, Viridiplantae, Streptophyta, Magnoliopsida, Poales, Poaceae. The record is from RefSeq and is a predicted model, not a curated record. Gene Ontology annotation, molecular function: DNA-binding transcription factor activity, RNA polymerase II-specific; RNA polymerase II cis-regulatory region sequence-specific DNA binding.
UCUCUUCCGGCCUCUCGCCACCGCACGCACGCAACAUCUCCAUCUCGCAACAAACCAUCAACCGGAGGCGAUUCAAGCUAGCGGGAUGGUGAUGCCGCCGUCGUCCUUCCCGGCCACGUCAGGCUCCGACGCCGGCGCCUGCGACGACGGCUUGCCGCACGCGGCCAAGAAGAUGUGGACCAAGAGAGAGGACGACCUGCUGCGGGAGCAGGUCCGUCGGUGCGGCGGCCCGCACAACUGGGACUCCAUCUGCCGAGCUCUGCCCGGCCGCAACUCCAAGUCGUGCCGCCUCCGCUGGUGCCAGCACCUCGACCCCAGGGUGGAGGCCGUCAAGCCCUUCACCGUCGAGGAGGACAUGCUCAUUGUCAAGUACCAGGCCGCCUACGGCAACCGCUGGUCCACCAUCGCCGAGUUCCUCUCCGGCCGCACCGACAACGCCAUCAAGAACCGCUGGAACUCCGUCCUCCACAAGCGCGCGCCCACCCUGCAGGGACCCCCGCGCCCGUUGGCUCCUUCUGCCGACCGAAAGGCCGCCAGCCCCGAGGUCACGCCGGGGUGCCUGCCGUUGUUUCCUCUGGCGAGCGGGGAUGUCAGGAUGUCCUCUCGUUCGACGGAGGUCGUGCCGGAGGCUGAGACAUGUGCGGCGGCGAGGGAGUGCCUCGAGCUGUUCCCUCUGGUGCCCGGGGAUAUCAGGGGCGAUGCCGGCACUGCGGCGCCGAGUGACAUGUCCUGCGGAGCAGGCGACCCGCUGACCGAGCUGAGGAUCUGGCCGGCGGCGAGGGUGGUGUUCGACGUAAUGCCGCUGCAGGCCUACCGGAUGUAGAUUCAUUCUGGUCUUCUUGCCUUGACUUGGUUGUUCUUUCAUCUUAGUUUUUGUUGAUCGUGGGGAAUUUCGUAGUGGGAUUUGACUUGUGAUGGUAGAGUUGUGCAUGAUGGGGUGAUCAAGAAAGUUUGCACGCCAUUGUAACGGGAGAGCUGUGGAUCUUGGUAUCAAGAGAACUCCGAAUUUUCUGUAAUCGUCUUGCUUGUUAGUUCGGCAAGCAAGAAAGUCUGAAGUUAGUGUAAUUCUGAACUUGUAAUUUCCUUGCCCAUUGGUAAUCAACAA